CAGAAGAAAACAUCUCUCUGUCUGUCACCAUCAACUCUUCCAUGGCUCUUGUUCAGAGACCACACUCUUAUCUUCACCGUUAUUUUCGUCUCAUGGCUUCUCGUCCCCGUCUCUUCUCUUACUCUCUAUAUCCUUCACUUCACCGUCACUCCUCAUCUCUCACUUCUUCUUCAACACCCAGGAUAAAGUUUCAGUUAGUCAAUGUUUUUAGUCAAAGACUUGUACAAAGAAAUGCAGUCUCACCUAAGAGUUUUAUGUCAUCGACCAUGGAGUCUCCCCAAGAGAGCUCUACCUCUAAGGAUUAUAGUUCCGAGCACAUCCAAGUGUUGGAAGGCUUAGACCCUGUCAGAAAAAGACCUGGAAUGUAUAUUGGUAGCACCGGAUCUCGUGGUUUGCACCAUCUGGUUUAUGAGAUCCUUGACAACGCAAUUGACGAGGCCCAAGCUGGUUUUGCUUCAAAGAUCGAUGUCGUUUUACAUUCAGAUGAUUCAGUUAGCAUUUCAGACAAUGGACGUGGGAUACCUACAGAUUUGCAUCCUGCAACGAGAAAAUCUGCUUUGGAGACUGUCCUUACGGUCUUACAUGCAGGGGGUAAGUUUGGUGGCAAGAGCAGUGGGUACAGCGUGUCUGGUGGAUUACAUGGUGUAGGUUUAUCGGUUGUGAAUGCUUUGUCAGAGGCAUUGGAGGUUAUUGUUCGCAGAGAUGGGAUGGAGUUUCAGCAGAAGUAUUCUCGUGGGAAGCCCAUAACAACACUUACAUGUCAUGUCCUCCCACCAGAGUCAAGGGAGACUCAAGGGACAUGCAUCCGGUUUUGGCCUGACAAAGAAGUAUUCACAACUGCAAUCCAAUUCGACCAUAACACUAUUGCUGGUCGAAUUAGGGAGCUUGCGUUUCUAAAUCCAAAGGUUACAAUUUCUCUAAAAAAAGAGGAUGAUGAUCCAGAAAGGGACUUGUAUAGUGAAUACUUCUAUGCUGGAGGGUUAACUGAAUAUGUUAGCUGGUUAAAUACUGAUAAGAAACCGCUUCAUGAUGUGCUGGGUUUCCGGAAAGAGAUAAAUGGCGCCAUCGUUGACGUUGCACUUCAGUGGUGCUCAGAUGCCUAUUCCGAUACGAUGCUGGGAUACGCGAAUAGUAUUCGGACCGUUGAUGGUGGGACACAUAUAGAAGGUGUGAAGGCUUCAUUAACAAGAACUCUAAAUUCCCUUGCAAAAAAGUUAAAGGUUAUCAAGGAAAAGGAUAUUAGCUUAAGUGGGGAACAUGUUAGGGAGGGAUUGACCUGCAUUGUCUCAGUCAAGGUUCCUAAUCCUGAGUUUGAAGGUCAAACAAAGACAAGACUAGGAAAUCCAGAGGUGAGAAAAAUUGUUGACCAAUCAGUCCAGGAGUACCUCACGGAGUACUUGGAAUUGCAUCCAGAUGUACUUGAAAGCAUUAUUUCCAAAUCCUUGAAUGCUUACAAGGCUGCUCUGGCUGCUAAGAGGGCUAGGGAAUUGGUGAGAUCAAAAAGCGUUCUGAAGUCAUCUUCACUUCCUGGGAAACUUGCAGAUUGCUCAUCUACAGAUCCUGCAGAAUCUGAGAUUUUCAUUGUUGAAGGAGAUUCUGCUGGUGGCAGCGCGAAACAGGGUCGUGACAGGCGUUUCCAGGCGAUUCUUCCUUUGAGAGGUAAAAUUUUGAAUAUUGAGAGAAAGGAUGAAGCAGCCAUGUAUAAGAACGAAGAAAUUCAAAAUCUGAUUCUUGGCCUUGGUCUUGGAGUCAAGGGAGAAGAUUUUAACAAGGAGAAUCUACGUUACCAUAAAAUUAUCAUACUAACAGAUGCAGAUGUUGAUGGUGCACAUAUCCGGACUCUUCUGUUGACCUUUUUCUUCAGAUAUCAGAGAGCCUUGUUUGACGCGGGUUGCAUAUAUGUUGGUGUUCCACCUCUUUUCAAGGUUGAGAGGGGGAAACAGGCGCACUAUUGCUACGAUGAUGCAGCUCUUAAAAAAAUCACCGCAUCGUUCCCUGGAAACGCAUCCUACAACAUUCAGAGGUUCAAAGGUUUGGGUGAGAUGAUGCCUGCGCAGUUAUGGGAAACAACAAUGAAUCCAGAUACAAGGAUAUUGAAGCAACUAGUUAUUGAGGACGCAGCAGAAACGAAUAUGGUCUUCUCAUCACUUAUGGGUGCUCGGGUCGACGUCCGGAAGGAACUCAUCAAAAGCGCUGCGACAAGGAUGAAUCUGGAGAAUCUGGACAUAUAACACAGCUUAUUUGCUUCAGCUAGAUACAAACAACAACAAAGAGAAAAGUCUGGUAAAGUGCAAAAGUGCAAAGGGAGCUUUAAGAGUCAUUAUAUUAAAGAUUAAAAUCAUAUGCAGGCUGGCAAAUAGGAAUUUGUUCAGCCUCUGGCCUAUAAUAGGAUGAAGACAAAAACAAUUGUUAGGAUUUGCAUUCAAUAGUCAAAAUUUAGCACUUCACGAAGCACUUGGUGAACCGUUUCUUUCUCUUGGAAUUAUAUGUUUCUAGAGACUAGAGAAAGUUGCAUCCAAUAGGUACUUUGCCAACUUCGAAUUCGCAUUGCUGAAAAUCAUGCAUGGCAUUGGCCGCCAUCAAUAAAAUUACAGCUCCAAAAGUAAAAAUCUAGUACUCGUUUUUGUAAAAUCUUUGAGAUGUAUUGGUUUUUGCAUUGCAUUUUAUC
This is a messenger RNA of Camelina sativa (false flax), 2668 nucleotides long. RefSeq names its product DNA gyrase subunit B (gene GYRB1). Lineage: Eukaryota; Viridiplantae; Streptophyta; Magnoliopsida; Brassicales; Brassicaceae. Gene Ontology annotation, biological process: DNA topological change. Gene Ontology annotation, molecular function: DNA topoisomerase type II (double strand cut, ATP-hydrolyzing) activity; DNA binding; ATP binding. Gene Ontology annotation, cellular component: chromosome. The record is from RefSeq and is a predicted model, not a curated record.